AUGGGAGAAAGAUCACGUAAAAGACAAAAACUAGAAGAAGAAGAACGAGAGGAAGAAGAAGAAAAUAAUAAAGAACCAGUAAUAGAUAAUCUAGAAGCAGAAUUAGUAGCAGAAGAAUCAGAAAAAUCAUUAAAAGAACAUCCACAUCCAACUAUUGAAGAAAAAUUAAUACAUCAUGAUCAAGGAGAAUUUUCAAAUUUGAAACGUCAUGAAACAACAGCACAACAAGCAGAAAAAUUAGAAAAUGGACCAACAAAUCCAUUUACUGGUUUACAAUUUUCUCAAAAUUAUUUUAAAAUUUUAAAUAUAAGAAGAGAUUUACCAGUUCAUUCUCAAAGACAAGAAUUUUUGCAAAUUUAUCAAAAUAAUCAAAUAAUGGUAUUUGUUGGAGAAACAGGGUCCGGAAAAACAACACAAAUUCCUCAAUUUGUUUUAUGGGAUGAAUUACCUCAAUUAAUUGGAAAACAAAUAGCAUGUACUCAACCAAGAAGAGUUGCUGCAAUGUCUGUUGCUCAAAGAGUUGCAGAUGAAAUGGAUGUUAAAUUAGGUGAAGAAGUUGGUUAUAGUAUUAGAUUUGAAAAUAAAACCCUGAAUAAAACUAUAUUAAAAUAUAUGACUGAUGGUAUGUUAUUAAGAGAAGCAAUGGAUGAUAAUUUAUUAUCAAGAUAUUCUUGUAUUAUAUUAGAUGAAGCUCAUGAAAGAACAAUGGCAACAGAUAUAUUAAUGGGAUUAUUAAAACAAAUUAUUCAAAGAAGAAAAGAUUUAAAAAUUAUUAUAAUGUCUGCAACAUUAGAUGCAGAAAAAUUUCAAAAUUAUUUUAAUAAAUCCCCGCUUUUAGCAGUACCUGGUAGAACUCAUCCUGUUGAAAUUUAUUAUACUCCAGAAUUUCAAAAAGAUUAUUUAGAUGCUUCAAUAAGAACUGUUUUACAAAUUCAUCAAACUGAAUCCAAGGGAGAUAUAUUAUUAUUUUUAACAGGUGAAGAAGAAAUAGAAGAUGCUUGUAAAAAAAUUCAAUUAGAAAGUGAUGAAUUAAUAAGAGAAGGUAAAACUGGUCCACUCAAAGUUUUACCAUUAUAUGGUUCAUUACCUCCAAAUCAACAACAAAGAAUAUUUGAAAAAGCUCCAAUAUCAAAUGAUGAAAAUAAUAAACCUGGUAGAAAAGUUAUAAUAUCAACAAAUAUUGCUGAAACUUCUUUAACUAUUGAUGGUAUAGUUUAUGUUAUUGAUCCAGGUUUUUCAAAACAAAAAGUUUAUAAUCCAAGAAUAAGAGUUGAAUCAUUAUUAGUUUCUCCUAUAUCAAAAGCAAGUGCUCAACAAAGAGCAGGUAGAGCAGGUAGAACAAGACCAGGAAAAUGUUUUAGAUUAUAUACUGAAGAAGCAUUUAAAAAAGAAUUAAUUCAACAAUCAUAUCCAGAAAUUUUAAAAUCAAAUUUAUCUUCUACAGUAUUAGAAUUAAAAAAAUUAGGUAUUGAUGAUUUAGUACAUUUUGAUUUUAUGGAUCCUCCUGCUCCUGAAACAAUGAUGAGAGCAUUAGAAGAAUUAAAUUAUUUACAAUGUUUAUCUGAUGAUGGUGAUUUAACUGCUUUAGGAAGAUUAGCUUCAAAUUUUCCUCUUGAUCCAAUGUUAGCAGUAAUGUUAAUUGGUUCUUCUGCUUAUGAAUGUUCAGAAGAAAUUUUAACAAUAGUUGCAAUGUUAAGUGUUCCUAAUGUAUUUAUACGUCCAGCAAGUGCAAGACAAAGAGCAGAUGAUGCAAAAUUAUCUUUUGCUCAUCCAGAUAGUGAUCAUUUAACUUUGGUAAAUGUAUAUGAAGCAUUUCUUAAUGCUCAUGAAUCAGAUGAAGGAGUACAUAAAUGGUGUAGAGAUAAUUUUUUAAAUUAUAGAUCAUUAAUUUCUGCAAAAAAUGUUAAAAAUCAAUUAAUUAAAAUUAUGGAAAGAUAUGAUUUACCAAUAAUUUCAAAAUAUAAUGAAAUUUCAGAAUUUAAAUAUUGGGAAAAUAUUAAAAAGGCAUUAGUGAGUGGAUUUUUUAUGCAAGUUGCAAAAAAGAAAAGUGGUGGUUCCAAGGGAUAUUUGACAAUCAAAGAUAAUCAAGAUGUUUUAAUUCAUCCAAGUACUAUUGUUUCAAUUAAUGGUGAAUGGGUAAUUUAUAAUGAAUUUGUUUUAACAAGUAAAAAUUAUAUAAGAAAUAUUACUAUUAUAAAACCUGAAUGGUUAAUUGAAAUUGCUCCAAAAUAUUAUAAUUUAAAUCAUUUUGUAAAGGGAGAUGUUAAAUUAAGUUUAGAAAGAGUUAUUGAUAGAGUUGAAAGUUUGAAAAAAAUUGAAAAUAAGAAAAAGAAGUAG
This is a messenger RNA of Lodderomyces pseudojiufengensis, 2337 nucleotides long. Its product is annotated as DEAH-box ATP-dependent RNA helicase. Gene Ontology annotation, cellular component: intracellular anatomical structure; spliceosomal complex. The record is from RefSeq and is a predicted model, not a curated record. Bases 1 to 2337 code for a protein of 778 amino acids. NCBI's taxonomy places the organism in Eukaryota, Fungi, Ascomycota, Pichiomycetes, Serinales, Debaryomycetaceae. The transcript has a single exon. Gene Ontology annotation, molecular function: RNA helicase activity; RNA binding; ATP binding.